AUGUCUAAAGCAUUCAGACCAAGCACAUCACCUUAUAAGGAGAAGCUUUUAAGUCAAACAGCUCCAGAAGUAAGACUUUCAAAAGAGACCUCAAGCUCCAAAACUGACGCCGCCAUCAAAAAUUCUGAAGCUUUCACUCCCCCCCCCUUUAAAUUGGAACUAAAAAUUUUGUUCCAAUUUAAAGGGGGGUUAAUUUUUUUUUUUAAAAAAAAAUAUCAAUAUAAAUUUUUUAUAGAAAAUAUAAAAAUAAAAAAAUAAAAAACAAAAAAUUUCAAAAACUUAUCGAAUUAGAUCAAUAAAUUUGUUUAAUAAAACGCUAUUUACUCUUUAUCCUUUAAAACAAAGCAAGAUAUAACUAAAUUUUCAUUAUUAGUUAAUACGCCACUAUUAAUUGGUAUCAAAAUUAUUUACACAAAAAUUUUUAUUUUUAUUGAUAAAAAAAAUUAAAAAAAAAAAAAUUUUGGAAAAUUUAUCGAUCAAAGUGCUAAUUUUGUUUAAAUAAGAUGUUAUUUAUACUCUAUUCUUUAAAAUAAAGCAAGAAAUAAGUAAAUUUUGAAAUUUUAUAAAGAAUUCCUAUUGAAUUUUAUAUCAAAACUAUCCAAAUAAAAAAUAUCAUUUUUAUCAAAAAAAACAAAAAUUUUUUGAAAAUUUUUUAAAAAAAAAAAAAUUAAUUUUUUUUUAAAAAUUUACCAAUUAAGGAUAAUCAAUUUAUUUAAAUAAGAUGCUCUUUAUACUUUUUUCUUUAAAAAAAGAGCAAGAUAUAAAUAAAUUUUUAAUUUUAAUUAAGAAGAAACAUUUAACUUAUAUCAAAACUUUUAGAUAAAAAUUAUAUAUAAUUUUUUAUUAUAAAAAUUAAAUUUUGUUCCAAUUUAAAGGGGGGUUAAUUUACCAAAAAAGUGGAAAUUUUACCGAUAUUUUGUUCCAAUUUAAAGGGGGGGGAGUCAGAGAAAUGGUCGAGCAUAAAAUUCCAUUGAGAGAACUUGCUGGAAAGCUUGAAACAGACUAUGAUUCUGGCCUUAAUGAGUCAUCAGCCCGUGCCAAAUUAAAGGUCUUUGGAGAAAAUAAGCUCUCUGAAAAGAAAGGGCUGCCUUGGUACUGCAAAUUUAUAAAGCAACUGACUGGCCUUUUUUCUCUCCUCUUGUGGGCAGGUGCAGGAUUAUGUUAUGUAGCCUAUGGUAUGAGCCCAGAAGAUCCUUCCAAUUUCUAUCUAGGCACUUCUCUUGUCGUUACCGUUUUAUUGACUGGCUGCUUCAGCUAUUUUCAGCAGGCUAAGUCAGAAGCAAUUAUGGCUGGCUUCAAAAAUCUGAUUCCUCCAAAAUGUAUGGUUAUUAGAGAAGGACAGAAAAAAGAAAUUGAAUCAGUCAAACUUGUGCCUGGCGAUAUUGUUGUAAUUAAGCAGGGGGCUAAAAUUCCAGCUGAUAUUAGGAUACUAGAAUCUAAUUACAUGAAGGUAGACAAUUCUUCUUUGACAGGGGAAAGUGAGCCUCAAUUAAGGACUGUAGAGUGCACCAAUGAGGCAAACCCCCUUGAAACUGAAAACUUGGCGUUCUUUGGAACUUUAUGUAGCUCUGGAGAAGGAAAAGGGAUUGUAAUUUUUACUGGCGAUGGUACAGUUAUGGGGAAAAUCGCAGGCCUAGCCAUCACAACUACAAGUGAGCAGACUCCGCUUAACAAGGAGCUCCAGUUUUUUGUAAAAAUCAUCAGUUGUGUCGCUAUCUGUCUCGGCAUCACUUUCUUUUUCCUAGGCUUUGCUUUUCAAUAUCCUUUACUAAUAAAUAUUGUAAAUGCUAUCGGAAUCAUUGUAGCUAAUGUCCCUGAAGGCCUUUUAGCUGAGGUGACAGUUGCCCUUUCUCUGACUUCUAAAAGGAUGGCUGACAAAAAUGUCCUAGUAAAAAACCUAGAAGCUGUUGAAACCCUUGGGUCGACCACAUGUGUAUGCUCUGACAAAACUGGGACUUUGACAGAAAACAAGAUGAAAGUGGUAAGCAUGUGGUACGAUAAUAAGGUAAGAGACGUAAUAAACUAUGAAGAAAGAGAAGAAGGAGAACAGCUUGGAUACGAUUUAGGAGAUUCUACAUUUUGGAUGCUUUUAAGAUGCGCAGUUUUAAACAAUCGAGCUCAAUUCACUUACGAGCCUCCAUCAGUUUUGCUUCAUGACGAUCACGGGUUUUCUUUUACUCACCCGCUCUGCGAGCGACUAAAAAAUCUUAUUCACGAAGGAAGGGUUAAUUAAAUUUUUUAAAAAAAAAUUAUAUAUAAAUUUUAAAGAAAUUUUUUUUUUUCUUUUCAGUAUUCAAAAAAAUCCCUCGACAAAUAUUAAUUAAAUUUGUAAAAUUUGUGUUUCAAAACGCAAUUUAUUUAAAAUUAAGCAGAAUUAGCUCGAGAUUUCAUGAUACUAGUUUUCACUUAUAUAUCAAAAAUUUUUCCCAUAAUAAUUUUUUAUUCACGGAGGGUGGGUUUUUGGGGCAAAAGAUAGGGAUUUUGCUAAUUGUUUUGUUCGCUAUGAAGAGGGGUUGAGUUAGAGAUUCUAUGAUUUUUAGAAUAAAAACAAGCUAUAAAGAACUGCUUAAGCAGAAAUCAAUUGAGGAAACGCCCACAAUUGGAGGAGAUGCCUCUGAAAUCGCGUUGAUUAAGUUUUUUAAUCCUAUUUCUGAAAUUGCUGACUAUAGAAAAAACUCCCCAGUCUUAACUAGAAAAGGGGUGAGGGCUGAAAUUCCUUUUAACUCAGCCAACAAAUAUGCUGUGACUAUACACGGACCUGUAAGUUGGGCAACUCAAAAGCAUGAGAACGACUGCAUUUUAUUCAUGAAAGGAGCGCCAGAGCAGUUAUGGGGGAGAUGCUCAGAAAUCCUUACGCCCCAUGGCCAUCAGCUUAUUGAUGAAGAAGCAACUGAAAACUUCCAUGCAGCCAAUAAAUAUUUCGGAAGUAAAGGCCAAAGAGUCCUUGGAUUUGCUUUUACUUGGCUUUCUAAAAAUGAUUUCCCUGCCGAUUACGUCUUUGACCCAAAUCAUAAAGACUGCCCGAAUUUCCCGCUGACUAAUUUAACAUUCAUUGGUCUCACAGCCCUAAUGGACCCUCCCAAAAAAGGUGUAAAAGAAGCUGUUAUGUGUGCCAAAGAUGCAGGAAUCAAAGUAAUCAUGGUGACAGGAGACCAGCCUUUGACAGCUGCUGCUAUUGCUCGACAAGUAAAUAUCAUAACAGUCCCAAAAACAGUCAACGAUUUAGUCGAUGAAGGGAUAUCCUGAAAUAGGGCCAUGAAGCAAAGUGACGCAAUUGUAAUCCACGGUGAUAUGCUUACAAAAGCUCACACAGAAGACUCAGAGCUCCCUUUCAGGAAACAAAGAUUGACAAAAUGGCUGCAGAAAAAAGAAAUUGUAUUCGCAAGAACCUCCCCAGCACAAAAAUACAUGAUUGUUGACGCAAACCAAAAACUGAACCAUGUUGUAGCUGUCACUGGAGAUGGGGUUAAUGACAGUCCUGCCAUUAAAAAAGCUGAUAUUGGCAUCGCAAUGGGAAUAGUUGGCAGUGAUAUCGCAAAAGAUGCAGCAGAUAUGCUGCUACUUGAUGAUAAUUUUGCAUCAAUAAUCAAUGGAGUCAUGCAAGGACGUGUCAUUUUUGACAACUUAAAGCGUACAAUUGCUUAUGUUUUAGCGUCAAAUAUUCCUGAGAUUCUGCCAUUUUUGGCUUUUGUGACGUUCCAGAUCCCUCUCCCUCUUACCACAAUAUUAAUGCUUGCGAUUGAUUUAGGGACUGAUAUGGUCCCUGCUGUUUCUCUUGCCUAUGAAGAUCCUGAGCUUGAUAUUAUGAAAAGAAAGCCCAGAAACGCCCAGGUGGACCACCUUAUGAGUUAUCAGCUUUUAUUCUUCGCUUAUAUGCAGACAGGAAUGAUUGAAGCGCUUGGAGGAUUUUUGGCUUAUUUUGGAGUUUUAUAUGAUUUUGGCUUUGAGCCAGCCACACUUUGGUUUUUUGCCAAUGCAGAUUCAGGGACUAAGCCUGCAGAAGAUGAUGUAUAUAAUCCAAAAUCAGAAUAUAAAGGGAAUACCCAUAUAGGGGUUAAGGAGUAUGAGCACAAAACUGUUGAUUAUUUGACAGAUGGGGACGGGGAUUAUGAUCUCCGCAUAUGGUUUUAUAAUUAUUCAGAUGAUGCGUGGUCUGACUGCAAAUAUAAAGAGCUGACCUCACCAGUCACAGACCAUCAUAUUUGUUAUAUAGGGCUUUCCCUUGAAUAGCCCGAUAACGGGCUGGCUUCAUCCCGUUAUCGGGCUAUUCAAGGGAAAGCCCUAUACAAGCGAGGCGCUGCAUUAUGCGCAAUGUGCAUUUUUUGUAGCAAUUGUUGUGACACAGUGGGCAAAUUUGCACAUUGUAAGGACUAGAGAGCAGAGUCUUAUUGAUCAGGGCUUGCAUAAUUGGAUAUUAAAUUGGAGUAUGGUUUUGGAAACUGCUCUUGCGGUGAUACUUUGCUAUGUCCCUGGAAUUAAUUCUGCACUAGGAGGAAGGCCGUUGCCGUAUUUGCAUUGGGGAUUUCCUGCAAUUCCUUCAUUUAUCUUACUUAUUAUCUAUGAUGAAUCAAGAAAGUUUCUUUUGAGAAGAGAAAAAGCUAGGCUUAGAGGAACGGGAGAGAAGGGAUGGAUAGAAGCUAACACAUUUUAUUAA
This is a messenger RNA of Blepharisma stoltei, 4654 nucleotides long. The record is from the annotation of a GenBank genome assembly. Lineage: Eukaryota; Ciliophora; Heterotrichea; Heterotrichida; Blepharismidae.